Synchiropus splendidus (mandarinfish) is the source of this 5263-nucleotide messenger RNA. RefSeq names its product leucine zipper, putative tumor suppressor family member 3b (gene lzts3b). The record is from RefSeq and is a predicted model, not a curated record. Lineage: Eukaryota; Metazoa; Chordata; Actinopteri; Syngnathiformes; Callionymidae. The transcript is spliced from 8 exons. The coding region runs from base 400 to 3447 and encodes 1015 amino acids. Gene Ontology annotation, biological process: regulation of dendritic spine morphogenesis. Gene Ontology annotation, cellular component: dendritic spine.
AAGGGGCGUGUCCAGAGGUGGGUGUGUGGCUCUCAGCUGAUGCGCGUACCAACCGACCGACUCCAUCAUCAGCAUCCGACGCUGACAGCGGUCGAAGGUAGGCAGCAUCCCUGACGAAAAACCGCUGCAUCGUGGAACAGGAAGCGCAGGGCGCAGGACGAGCGGGGCGCAGGUCUCCUCCUCGCCACAAUAGCGCUCACCGUGGCUGCCAUCUUUGCCAACCCUCCCCGCUGCAAACGAGUGAGUAGCGUUCGAUGAUGGACCGCCAGGAUGCUGCAUUCGUGUGUGUGCCCCCACUACCUGCAUUAGGUUGUGAUGACCCACACUACUGCCAAAUGUAUCUGUGACACUCCCCAAUCCUGACUCCUAACCUCUAAUCCCUGACCUUUGACCCCCACUAUGGGCAGUGUUGGCAGUGGGGUGGCAGGAGAGCAAGAGUUUGCCAUGAAGUCAGUAGGCACCAGGACCACUCUGCCCAGAGCGCCACCGCUAUCUCGACGUUGCCCGGCUGACCGCAGCUGCAGCGCCGAGCGGCUGCCCCGACACCCGGCCACUAUAUCGGACGGAACGGCGUCUAGCGAUGAGCGCGGGAGCAUCAGUAUCGGGACCGGGACCUGUACUGGCACUGACCGACCCACCGAGACAGCCUCCACCACCAACACCGACUGCACCAUGACAGCCGCCUGCAACAACAACCAGAUGGAGUGUGGCAACGGAGCAGGCAGGAGGGAGUGGGAGAGGCAACGCGAGCGGGGCAGAGACAGGGACCGGGACAGAGACUGGGACCGAGAGAGACUGGAGAGAGAGCGGGAGAGAGAGCGGAACCGUGAGAGAGAGCGGGAACGGGUGGAAAGGGAGAGGCUGGAAAGGGAGAGGGAGCGAGAGAGGGAGAGAGCAAGAGAGAGGGAACGAGAGAGGAUAGAGAGGGAGAAGAUAGAGAGGGAGAGGGAGAGAGAAAGGGAGCGAGAGAGAGAGCGGGAAAGAGAGAGGUUGGAGAAUGAGCGGCUGGAGCGAGAGAGAGAAAGAGAGCGUGAAAUGCAGGCUGCUGGUUUGGAUGUUUGUGGUAACAUUGUGGGACGAGGUGCGCCGGAGAAGACCAGCGUUGGCAUGAACACGCACCAGCACAGGGAGAUGGUGCUGCCCAGGACCGACAGUGAGAGCAACCCAGCCGGGCACAACCCCCCGAACCACAACCCUCCCAAGAUCAUGGCAGUUUCUGGCAAACUGGAGCAGGCGAUGCAGAGUAACUCCGGCCUGGUUCGUCCCUCAGCCUUCAAACCAGUGGUCCCAAAAAGUUUCCACUCCAUGCAGAACCUGGUGGGCCAAGCUGGAGGAGCCGGGGGUGAGGGCAAGGCGGAAGGAAGGAGCGAAGGUUUCAGUGAAGGCAGAGGCGGCAGGAGAUGCAGGGAUGGAGGCGGGGGAGAGUCAGGAGAAGUGCCCGAGGCCCUGCUCCUGGACCAGGAAAGCCCAGUGAGGGUGGGCAGGAAUGAGGGCAUGGGUAACGGUAAUGAGGCGGUCCAGGGAGGGAUGUCAGACUCAGGCAGGAACUCCCUGACCAGCCUGCCCACCUACACUGGCUCUGGUUCCGGGUGUGGACCCCCAGCUGUUCUGGGGCCUCUCAGUGCUUCCACCAGUCAUAUAAACCGCUUGGGCAUGGCGGGUGCAGCUGCAGGUCUGGAGAAGCUAGACAAACCGGGCUACCAGAACGGACUGAGCACGUCCGACAGCGGUCGCUCCUCCUCGGGCAAGAGCUCCUCAUCGUAUCAGCGCCUCAGCCACCUGAGUGAUGCACCUGGACCCCUGCGCCCAUCUCCCUCUUCAGACGACAUCAUACAGGACCUGGAGGACCGCUUGUGGGAGAAAGAGCAAGAGGUGCAGCACAUGCGCCGGAACCUGGACCAAAGUGAAGCAGCGAUUAUUCAGGUGUUUGAAGAGAAGCAGCGGGUCUGGGAGCGGCAGAUGGAUGAGCUGAGACAGAACUAUGCGUCACGCUUGCAACAGGUUACGAGGCGUGCUCAGCGGUCACAGACUGCUCUGCAGGCUCAGAUCACCCGCCUGUCCCAGGACAAGAGACGGCUCCAGGAGGAGAUGGCGGCUCUGCUGGCCCAAAGAGAGGAGCUAGAGAGAAAGUGCCUGGAUUACAGAAAGGAGCAGGCUGACAUCUUACCUCGCCUGGAGGAGACCAAGUGGGAGGUGUGUCAGAAGGCAGGAGAGAUCUCUCUGCUGAAGCAGCAGCUUCGGGAAAGCCAGGCUGAAGUUACGCAGCGAGCUGGAGAGAUGGUGGCCCUCAGAGGCCAACUGAAGGAGCUCAACGCCCAACUGAGGGAGCAGGAGGAAACCAUGCUGGGCCUGAAGGACUCGUACAGCACCAAGAGUCUGGAGCUGGAGAAGUGCGAGGCGGAGCUGAGGAGGACACUAUCAGAGGUGUCCAUUCUGAGAGAGAAGCUGGGUGUGUUUGAGGCCGAGGUGCUGAGUCUUAAACGAGCCCUGAGUGAAGUCAGCAGAGGCGCCGAAGUUGUCGUCAGUCCCAACUUGGCUGCCGCAGGGCUGCUGCCGCCGUGGGGAAUGGUCCACUGUCCACGGAACCCCAGCGACUCCUCGAACAACUCCCUCACACCCACAGCUGACACUCUGCUGAGCCUUCAGAGCGAUGAAGCAAAAGCUCAGAGACAGGAAGCUCAGCGCCAGGAGAGGCAGCAACGAGAGGAAGCUCAGUGGCAGCAGCGGCAAGACGCCCACAUGCAGCAGGAUAUGCAGAUGCGCCCGGAGGCUCAGCUUCGCCAAGAAGCCCAAAUUCGGCAGGAGGCUCACCUCCACCGCGAAGUCCAAAUCCGUCAAGAGGCCCAACUUCGCCAAGAAGCACACCUCCGUCAGGAGGCCCAACUACGCCAAGAGGCCCAGCUGCGUCAUGAGGCCCAACUCCGUCACGAGGCCCAACUGUGUCAGGAGGUGCAGCGAGCCCAGGAAGGACAUUGGGACGAGGCUGGGGAACUGCGGAGGCAGCUGGAGCAACUGCAAGCUGCUCUACGGCUUGAGCGCCAGCAGCGAGAGCGGCAGGCGCUCAACUUUGAUCAGGAGCGACACACCUGGCAGGAUGAGAAGGAGCGGGUGCUGAAGUACCAGGCGCAGUUGCAGCUGAGUUACGUGGAGACCCUGCAGAAGAACCAGGCGCUGGAGAAACGUAUGAGCCAGUUGGGAGCCAAACCAACCACAACCUCGACUACCACCACCACCACUAUCACCACCACCUCUCCCUCGUCAUCAAACUCACCACCACCAGCACUUUCAGCUCUGUCUCCUCAGUCCCCCCCCUCCCUCCCCGGUCCCAUCACUCUCACCCUCUCCCCUCCCUGUGAGGACCAGAAAGGCCCACCCUCUCUCCAUCAGCUUGCACCUCCCUGGGCUGGCCCUUCACGUCUGGAAAGAAUAGAAUCCACAGAGAUUUAGAUUUGGAUACUGAACACACUCCAUGACCUGGCCUCCCACAGACAGCCAUUUUCUCAUUUAUGAAAUCAUUUCUGUUUAGUAGUUUGACCGAGAAUAUAAACAGCCACACUAAAAAAAAAAAAAAAAAAAAAAAAGCAGUAACUGCCAAGUCCUUAAUAUCAUACAUCCAUAUCGAUCAGUUUACCAACGCUAUCAGUCAGCACACUUCAUCUCUCAAUAUUCAUCUGUGUAAAUGCACCAGACGGAUCGGCAGUAAAAAGAGUGAACAGUCAAAAACAAAAUCUUUAUUUGGUGCCCAUGCAAGAAAAGAAGACAAUCAGGGAUAUUGUCAGAAAUUACAACAAGAAUAUAAUGCGGUAUUUAUUCAUUGUAAGUCUGUGUCACUGGUUAUGUAAAAGUAGAAUAGUGGUCAGAGUGUGUGAUGUUAUCCUGCAUUUACGGCCAGAGAGCGCCUUACUCCAUUCUCUCCAGCGUGUAGAGGAGAAUAAAAACAGCUGGGAGUAAAUGAAAAAAUAUCAGUAGAAACAAUGCUUUAUUUGAUCGUGUAUCAGUCAAUUCAGAGCGGGAGUGUUUUCUUCAGUCCUUGCAGAAUUAAAUUUACAAUCUCACUCAAAAAACGGAUUUUUAAACCCAUCAUUUUAUGCACAGGGUCCGACAUGCAUGACCCAAACAUAUCCUGAAGUCCUACAGAGCUUAUAUUUUCUAUAAAAAAUAAUAAUUAAAUAGAUGUUUAGAGGAUAAUCAACCCCACCUGAAUAGUUUUAACAUGGUAGAACCUAGUUCACCUUCACUGCAGAUGCGGUGACUAAAAACGAACACUGGAGGUCGCGAGAGAGCUUUAACUUGUAGCUCACUUUUUUCCCUCUUCAUUUUAAGCUGUUUAACAGUGUAUAUGAAUGAAGCACACAAUCUGAAUUUGGUUAAUGGUUAUGUCAUUCACGUUGUGCAUUUACAGCCAGGAGAGCAGUCUGAAUCCCCAAAGUUUAAAGACAAAGUUAUAGAAUGUAUGAUACGCUAGAAAGAUAUUAAAUAAUAGAUAAGGAUUGUACAUGUGUGUGUGUGUGUGUGGGAGUGUGUGUUACAGCGCGCAAGUGUGCAUGUGUGUAUUCCUAUGGAAAAUAGCUUAUAAGAAUAGAGGGACUAGUUGCAAUACAGCAGAUGAAGGGAAUUGAGUUUUUCUGUUUGUUUUGUAAUUGGUUGGUGUAAAAUUUCAAUCUCAGAGACUAUGAGCUGGUUUGGGGAAAAUAAUGUAUGUAGUUGUCAACGGGGGUCAGGAAGAUGAGCAAAGGCUAACUUCACUACGUGUCAGGAAUACGAGUUAUGAUGUACAGUAGACUUCAAAUGUGAAUAUCAUGGCUUUUAUAUGUGUUGUUUAUGCCAGCAUACAAAGAUGUUGCUCAAGAAUAUUAACUUAUCUCUAAUGUAUUACAUAGUAUUAUCAUCUUUAUUACUGUUAAUUAUAUUAUGGUGAUCUGACAGAGAAGAUAUGUGCCAUUAAACUUUACUUUUAUGUGCUUUUUUUUCCUGUUUGUUUUUGGUUUUCUUUGGUUUUCUGUAGAUAGACUAUCGGACUACCGUACGGUGGAAUCAUAGCAAACCUGUCCAAAAGAAAAAGAAAAUAAGAAAAAGGAAAAAAAACAUGUUUUCUUUUGAUGUAGUUGAUAAUUGUAGUUCAAGUAUUGCAUUGUUUAGAGGUCAAAACUGUUAUCGAUUUUAUACAUGUUUACAUUUAUGUUACUAGAAAUGUUUUUGGCUUGAUUACAACCACUCUUUUUGUUCAAAAACAAAAGACUAAUAAAGAAAUGUGAAUAAUUCA